Molecule: messenger RNA, 1266 nt
Organism: Arabis nemorensis
Lineage: Eukaryota; Viridiplantae; Streptophyta; Magnoliopsida; Brassicales; Brassicaceae
Source: the annotation of a GenBank genome assembly
AUGAAGAUGGCUUCGCCGGAGGAGGCGGACGCUGUAACACAGGUGUUUUGGAACCUUAACGAGUGCAUGGUACCCCGUGGCGUUGAUCCUCGUAAGAUCGGUCCGUAUAUUAAACGGUUUGUUGAGUCUUAUGGCUAUAUGGGACCUCUCACCAUCACUGCCUUUGGCGUACUAACAGGCUUUCCCGAUAGCAUCCUUAGAGGACUCUAUUCAGGUGGAAUCAAUCUUAGUCACGUCCCCGCAGGUCACAUGGAUAAUAUCAGUGAUCAUAUUACUCUAUUUACCGAGACGGAGCCAGCUCAAGCUAAUAUCAUUUCGAUAUCUGAACCGGACCCUGGUCUUUCUAGUUGGUUUGGACACAUGAUGGGAUACAACUUCCUUCAGCCCUUCUCAUCAUAUCAUGUUUCUUUCAUGAAUUUUCUUCUGGAAGCCGCAUCAUCAGAUUCCGAGGAGGACUCAGAAGCAGAAACAGUUGAUUCUGCCUACUGGGAGUGCUUUGUAUGCAACCGUGAUCCUCCUGCCAAAGGUUUUGAAAACUUAAAAACGCAUCUCGAUGGUGAAGAACAUCAAGAGCUGAUGUUGAACUGGUUGCCCACGAGUCAACGUUCUUAUGCUUCUCCCCCUCCCCGUAAUUCUGAUUCUCAUCUCAAGGAGCUUCCUUUCAUGUCCAUACCCCUGCCACCAACUGAGCCUACUGAGAUAGACCAUAAGGCUGUAACAUGCGUGUUUUGGGACAUCAUCAAGUGCCCGGUUCCCCCUGGCUCUGAUGCUCGCCUGGUCGGUCCGUCUAUCAAACGGUUUUUGGAGACUUCAGGCUACUCUGGUCCUCUCACCAUCACUGCUGUUGGUGUACUAACACAAGUCCCUAUUGACAUCCUGAGAGGAGUCUGUUCCAGUGGCAUUGCUCUUGUGAACGUCCCUUACGGUUCAGGAGACAUUCAGUUACUUAGGGCUGUGUUUGCCAAGAAUAAUCCACCUCCAGCUAAUUUUGUGAUCAUAUCCGAUCCGGACUCUGACUUCCCACCAGCGCCUAGAUACGGCCACCUCUUGCUACCUUCGCUUCCGACAGAUGUAGGAGAACCCGAUGACGAUAAGUGCAGUGAAACGGGUGCAUGUUCCUGCCAUGUUUGCUCAGCUGGCUACCUUGGUCAUUCUUUCCAAAACUUUGAAGAUUUCGCCACGCAUCUCUCUAGUAGAGCACAUCAACGCAGGAUGUUGGACUAUGUGCCUAGGAAUGUUCGAGUUUCAGGCCAACGCAGGACGUGA